GAAUUGGUGGAGGUGGAGCAGAGGAGGAAGACACGGGGCGACUACCUCGAAGGCGAUGGCGACCGAGCUGGGCGCCGACGACCCCCCCGUAGUUCACCUCCGCGCGAUGGGCGAGGCACUCACCACGGACAUGGCGGGAGAGCGCCGCGUGGCAUGACCACUAUCGACGACCUCUGCACCGCAGACAAGCCAGCGUCGCGCGCCGUCCCCACUGUCCGCGACCUCUGCGCCGCCAACAACCCAACAUCGCGCGCUGUCCCCACCGUCCCGGAGUUCGCCCCAUGCGAGGAGCUGCCGAAUCCAGAGGUUCUUAGCAAAGUUACUAUUCCUGAGGCUUUGGAGUCAGACAACUACAGUCAACAAGAUGACUCAGGGGAUGAUAGCAUGAAUGAACAAGAGGAGCAAACUAUAGUUGAUAUGACAGAAUCAGACGCAUCAGACGGCAUGCUGAUCGAUGGCCUGAGAACAUUUUUAUAGAAGAGACAAGAGAGGAAGCUGGAGAGGAGUGCUUUGAAAGAAAAAAGGAAGAAAGUAACUUUGUGCUUUUUGUAGUUUUUUUCAUUCUUAUCAUUUCUAAGCCAUAACCAAAAAUCUGUUGUAGAAAACAAUACGCCUCAGUAUUUUUAAUGCUUGCUAUUUGUUUUAUUUCCAGAGGACAAGGGCAGAGAAAGGAAAAGCCAAACGGCACAUUAACAAAGAAAGAGCACCUGCUUACAGCAGGUUCAGCAUUGGAUAUUUCGUGAAGAUUGUUGAUGUUGUGUGCAAAAGCAAUCACAGGAUGGAGGUUGUGAGGGACGGUGGUUUUGGAUACUUGCUUGAGCUAGAUGAUUGUUAUGUUCCACGACCAUUCGCACAGUGGGUCGCGGACAACAUAUCCACAAAAGAUGAAACAAUUGUACUUGACGGGAAAUCAAUUGCUCUCAACCCUGAAGCCGUAUCAUUAGUUCUUGGUAUACCAGCAGGCGGAACAAAGAUCAGAGUGCUAGACGAGGAGUGUGGGAAAGCAGAGUUCCUAUCACUGUUUGGGCUAACAGAACUUCCAUCCAUAAGUUUCUUUGGGAACAAGCUUAGGAACGAAGAACUGCCUGACGAUGUUUAUCUUCGGUGCUUCUUGACUGUCGCACUAGCAACCUUCCUGUGUCCCACAUCCAGCACAAAGCCAAGCACCAAAUAUUUGGGAGCACUUGUGGAUGUGUCAAAGUCAAAAGAUCUUGAUUGGUGCUCUUUUGUCCAUACAUGGAAUAUCUCCUAUGUCAAGAAGUACCAAACAGACAAGAUGAAGCAGAAACGGAUAACAACCACUUUGGGAGGCUGCAUUUAUCAGCUAGCAGUUCGGUGUCUAGACUUCAACAAUUUUGGAUCAAUAACAAUUCCACCAGCACUACCCAGGGUUUGUUUCUGGAAAGGACAAACCAUUAAACAUUUCAGUGAUAUGCUAAUUGGGAAAGAUGGAUUAUAUGGAGCUCUUCAAAUAAAAGAUGAGGCAGAAACUUGUUAUGCAGAAACUGACGGUGCAUGGGCAAGCACCGCCAAGAACUCAAACAUUCGAAAAGCUAUACAAAGGGUCUUAGGCAACUCUUUUUCAGAUAAGAUCAAAGAAGAUAUAUUCCUCAAUUUCCAGGAGCGCGUAAAAGAUCAAAACCUGACGACAUGUCUGAUAGCAAAACAAGUGCUGCUGGAUACUUUGAACAUUGUCUCUUCUUCUUUUAAUGGCUCUCAACAUACAGAGAAGUUAGAGUCAUCCGAGCACUUGUACAUGCCAUACAGAGAAGUUAGAGUUGAUUCUAAUGGGAUUGAAAUUGGCAGUGAUCGAAGAGGCAGGAAGAAGAGAAUGAAGACGAGUACACAGCAGUCAAUAACUUCAACAAGUAAGGAUGUAUUGUUGCAAGAUAAAAUAAAGCAAAGCACACCUGAAGUUGACACACAAGGAGUCAAAGCUGAAUUGUAACCAAUACCGUGUAAUGGUCUUAUAAAUGAGCACAAAGAUCAAGAUGAAAUGGAAGUAAAUUCUGAAAUUGGUAAAGGAUGUACACAUACAGUUGGACAAUCGGUGCGUGCUGAAUGCAUUGCACUGCAACAAGAAGCCCACAAGUAUUUUUUGUUGUGUUGCAGGGAGAAAGCAUGAACAAGGUUGGCCCUCCUAAACACAACCAAGACACAAAUAUGUUGGACGGACAUAGAAACAUCCUCGAGCACAGUGUCAAUGCUUGUCAUAUUGAAAUAGAAGCACCAGAGAAAAGCACUAGCCUGAACUACAUGCUAUUAUCAGCUAGAUUGGCAAAAGCAGUGAUGAGCACGACAUAAGUUAACAAUUCAAAGGAAGUAUCCACCAAAGAUGUACAGACAACAUUCACAGGGUUUCAACAUAACAUUGUUAACAACAAUAAAACACAGCAUUGCAUUGACACUAGUACCAUGGAGCAACAAAAUGAGAAGCAAGCAGCGGUGUCUGAAUGUGUGGAACAUCAAAACAACAUUGACAAAGAUGUUUUUCCAGAUCGAAACACUAUGAAUAAUGUCAGCAAUUACAAGAAGCACGUUGAACUUGAUAUAGAUAUCAACAUAGCACUAUCAAACAACGAUAAGCAAGAACAUGUCAAAGAGUUACAGGACACUUUGCAUCCAUUAGAUAUUGCAAGGCAAAAGUACUUCUUCACAGAUGAUGCGACACCUAGCUACAGAAUUCUUCCAGACCAUGAUGAUUGUGGGAAUCAAAUAACAGAGCCAGAAUUGUGGCGCCCAUUAGAGAUGAACUCGGAAGACUAUAAUGCUCAAAUAGAGGAAGCAAAGAAAAAAUAUCCAUGAAAUACAAGCAAGGAUGGCAUCGAAGGACACACCCCGCAGGAUGAGCAAGAAGCGCAAGGAGAUUCCUCCAUAUAGUGUGCGCAGAGACAGCCUGUGUCCACAGGCAUUUGCAAGUAUAGAGACUUUCUUCCACAGUUUGAAGAAAAGGAUGGCAUCAUCGACUUGACAUCGCCUGUUGCACGCAUGUCACACACUUGGGACAGAGCAACAACAUGCUACUCCCCAAUGGGCAAAUGGGACAGUGAGAACGAUGAAAGUGCUACACACAAGUACAAGAAGAGAUAUUCAACAACAGCAAUUUUAGGGAAAAGGCUUUUUUCAGAUGAGUUUGAUGAAAAUGAUGAACAAGAAGGCACUAAACACCAACCAAUCCCUGUGUCUCCGGAUGUUCAAAUUUUGGGGGAGAAAUCAUUCAAUGGUUCAUGCUCUAGUAUGGUAAACACGACGGACAAUUUAUACAACAUGAAGCUAUCAUUAGGCACUUCAUCAAGUGGUAAAGAGAAUUUGCCUCCAAAAAGGAUAACACACCCAAGCAAGUGGCUCUCCUCACCAUAUGAUCACAAUGAGAGAGGACCUCUUCAGCCACAUGAGAUAGAGCUACACAGGGGCAUAGUGGCACUAAGCAAAGUUGAACCUCACAGAAGCAAAGUGGUUGUGUUGAUUGACAAAACAACCCUUUUCCUUGGACAACUUGGUGAUUCAUUUGGUGCGACUAGUCACGUCGAAGCAUAUGUUUUCAACGUUUUUUGUCAGAUGCUCUUUCGAGAGAAUCAUCCAAGGAGAUCAAAAACACACUACUUCUUCACUACACUAGGUGAUUAUUUUCUUGAAAAUUGGAAAUCUGAAGAAGGAAGGAGGGAAAUGAAGAGAAAAGCACUUAGAAACUUCAAUGGAGCUGGGAAAGCAUUGCCUCUACACGAAAGUGAUCGUAUCUUCUUUCCGUCAGUUCAUGCCGAGCACUGGUUCUUGUUCGUUGUUGACAUUAUAGCAAGAAAGUUUGUCUUCCUAGAUUCUUAUUAUGAAGGGAACACACCAUUCCACAUCGGGAUCAGAGAUUUGAUGGUUAAAAACAUUUUUUUCUAAUCUUUUCUUUUUUUCUUAUUUUUUCUCUAGAUAAACAAUUUCAUAAAAACAUGGGAAGAUUCCAAUCUGAGAGGAAUGGGUUUCACAAAGUUUGGUGUAGAGUACCCAAACAUGCCAAAGCAAAUAGGAAGCGAUGCUUGUGGGAUUUUUGCUCUUAACUGGAUGCAAACGUGGGCUUCGCGAAAUCCUCUGCAGCGACAGUUCACGAUGAACGACGUAGUAGACGCAAGGGUCAGAUUUGCUGUUGACAUUCUGUUUAGUAUUCACAACACAUAGGAUCAAGGCAAAAAACUCAUCAAGAACUUCAUGAAGGUUAAGCAGCCAACCAAGCACAACAUUUUCUGUAAUGCAUGGAGGAAUACUACAAGAAGGUCUUUUAGCAAGAUGAUCAAAAACAAUCACAAAAGUCAACAUCACAAAGUGUCCGGUGUACAUGGAGGAACGAUAUGAUUUUCUUUUUCUGUUGAAAGGGAAUCCAAGUUGUAUAGCAGUGUCAUAGAAACUGGUCAUUAACCAGAAAACAAUUCAGAAUGUCUCAUGUUGUUUUCAGAUCAAUAUCGAAACAUCGUUUUUUGA
Molecule: messenger RNA, 4464 nt
Organism: Triticum aestivum (bread wheat)
Lineage: Eukaryota; Viridiplantae; Streptophyta; Magnoliopsida; Poales; Poaceae
Exons: 23
Coding region: 779-1948 (389 amino acids)
Biological process (GO): proteolysis
Molecular function (GO): cysteine-type peptidase activity
Source: RefSeq, a predicted model, not a curated record